AUGGCCCACCCAGACGCUGCCUUUAUCAUUCAUCCCCUUUUUGACCUCCAGCGCCAAUCGGAGCUCAUCCUCCACGAUCUGAGCAAACUACACUCCUUGUUAUUGAGGGCUCAUUCUCCUGAUGUCUGGCGCGCCUACCGACGCAUUGCAGCUGAGGUGGACCUACAUACCAACAAGAUUCGCAUACUCGCCAUGGUGUGCUGGAGUAUUUUCGACGCCCUUGGCCACGACCUCACAACCCAUCAACGUCACAUCGGGCAAAAGAAUUUUCGUUACCUGCUUGAGGAUCUGCAUAAGGUCCCCAACAUUGCAUCCGUCACCUUGGCACUAGAUGCACUCCGCCAGACGAUGCGCACGCGUCUCGUGUACCCAUGGGGGCUGGACGUAUUCGUUCAGGGGACGCUCAUCCCUUUUGUGCAGCGGCACAACCUCCCAGUCAAAUUUCCCAGAGCAGAGGCUCUGCUCCAAGGCGUACCGCUCUUGGCGGCCAUCGACGAUCAUGUGCAUGCAACUGUGUGUAUCGCACAAGCGUGGAUGCCGAUCUGGCGUGGAGUCUGCGAAGGCUUCAGCCCGAUGGCCGUCCUGCGCAUUCACCAACUGCCGCCCGAUAUUCGAAAGCGUGUCAUCGAGCCCGUGACAGCAAUCACAGCGAUCACAAUGCGCUGCAGAAAAGAAAUGGACUUCAUCACUUUGCGGAUUGCGUUUUGUAAUACUGAUAGAACGGGGGUUCCAUUGCUUGACAAGCGCCGUUUUCGGUAUGCCGACCCUACGUACCAACCUUGACCCGCAAGUGUAUAACCAUCUUAUAUCUCAUUUCGCCAGCCAUUGAAAACAUUCUGCAUCACUGC
This is a messenger RNA of Schizophyllum commune H4-8, 848 nucleotides long. RefSeq lists its product as uncharacterized. Bases 1 to 783 code for a protein of 260 amino acids. Lineage: Eukaryota; Fungi; Basidiomycota; Agaricomycetes; Agaricales; Schizophyllaceae. The transcript is spliced from 2 exons. The record is from RefSeq and is a predicted model, not a curated record.